GACCCAACAAAGGUCAUGACUCAUGAAGCCACCUGACUCCCACUCUCCAUAUAUAAUUAUAUAAACCAUCGACCACUUUUAGUUCUUAGGGCACGCUCCGUCGCAGAUCCUUUGGACUCUCCGCUAUCAAAAUCACGCUGUACUUUGGGAUUCUGAUCUGAUCGUCCCCUCCACCUGUUCAAGUGUAGAUAUGGCGACUGUGAAUAUGUCGACCUUUAGAGUCCCAAUGUCAUGCUUGUUCAAGAGUGCCCCUGCGAGCAGAUCCUGUGCCUUAAUUAAGAGUCCAUCUUCCUUUGGUUCUGUAAAAUGCGUCUCCAAAAUGUUUGGCUUGAAGGCUUCUCCCUUCAAAGUAUCUGCAAUGGCAGUGUACAAAGUGAAACUGAUCGGACCCGAUGGUGAAGAGAAUGAAUUCGAUGCUCCCGACGAUUGUUACAUCCUUGAUUCAGCUGAAAAUGCCGGACUGGAGUUGCCUUACUCGUGCAGGGCCGGGGCGUGCUCUACUUGUGCCGGGCAGAUGGCUUCAGGAUCGGUGGACCAAUCAGAUGGAUCAUUUCUGGAUGACCAGCAGAUCGAGAAGGGGUAUGUGCUGACUUGCGUCUCAUACCCGACUUCAGACUCUGUGAUACACACCCAUAAGGAAGGUGAUCUUUACUGAGAGUAAUGUCCUGUGUGCCUUGCCGGCCUGUUGAUUACCUGAGUGGGGGGGAUCUUUGCAAGACUAGAAUUGUAUUUGUGAGCCAAAUGGUGGUGUGGCUAUUUAGUUUCAGAGUAUAUGCAUGCAUUAUUGCAAUUUAAUGACAAGCACUCAGUAGUUUUGAAGCAUGAAUUCUCCUGAAUCUUGUUCAAAAAUAAUGAACUGCUGCUGGUGUAUGGCUAUUUAGCUUC
This is a messenger RNA of Corylus avellana, 885 nucleotides long. RefSeq names its product ferredoxin, root R-B1. Gene Ontology annotation, molecular function: electron transfer activity; 2 iron, 2 sulfur cluster binding. Gene Ontology annotation, cellular component: plastid. NCBI's taxonomy places the organism in Eukaryota, Viridiplantae, Streptophyta, Magnoliopsida, Fagales, Betulaceae. Gene Ontology annotation, biological process: electron transport chain. The record is from RefSeq and is a predicted model, not a curated record.